This is a messenger RNA of Camelina sativa (false flax), 1188 nucleotides long. The record is from RefSeq and is a predicted model, not a curated record. Lineage: Eukaryota; Viridiplantae; Streptophyta; Magnoliopsida; Brassicales; Brassicaceae.
AUGAAGAAGAAGAAGGAGAUGAGUUUCUUCAUAACAGAGGAUCUAUGGGCAAUGAUACUAGCGAGAUUACCGAUAAAAAUCAUCACCACUUCCAAACUAGUUUGCAAGCAAUGGAACUCACUCGUGGAGUCUCCUUUAUUCCGCAAACUUUUCAUGUCUCUCCAUCAAAACUCGCAUUCUUCAUGGUCACUCAUGUGCAGAGUCCUACCGGAACCGGAUGAUGAAGUCGUGGCUCACUACGGAUGCGAGACUUGGGGUCUUCAACGAUCUCUUAGCUCUUACAUCUCUUCUUUCUUAACCCACAGAUUCAAUACUCAAUACCCUAUUAUUACACUCGUCGAGGCUUACACCCAUGUUGGCUUGAUUUUGAUCACUUCUGGUGUAACAGACACUUACUAUGUGGCUAAUCCGAUUUCAAGACAAUGUGUCGAAAUCCCUCAUCCUCCUCCUCCUACACGUGGUCUUUUCUUCACCUCUGGACUUGUCACACAAAUUGAGAACGACGUUUUUUUAGGUUACAAAGUUGUUUUGAUGGAUACAAGUAACGUGUCUGUCCUGAGUUUACUGAUAUAUUCAUCCGAGACUGGCUUAUGGAGUUUCAAAACACUCCAAUCUCAUCUCCUUUUGUCUUCUCUGAAUGGUUUCAACCCCAUUAGCUUGAACGGAAGCCUUUACUGGAUCGGCGACUAUGGAGAGGUUCUUGUAUCCCAUGAUUUCUACGCUACUGGUAAUGAAUCUGAUCGAUGUCAAGCUACAGCUUUCCCUGACGUUGGAACCAAAACAAAUUUAAGAAGAGUUUGCACAACAUCUCAAGGAUUUAUCAUGUACAUGAACAUGGUCUCCCAAGUCAAAGAUGAUGGACAUGUAGAGCAUAAGUUACGUGUAUGGAGGCUAAAUAGCCCGGAAUGGCUAUUAGUAUCUGAAAUAUCUCCAGUUUGUUGUGAGACCGGUUUCAAUUACAUUCCACUGACGAUAAACCCUUUUGAUGCUAAUACAAUGUACAUGAUGUGCACGAUGCAUCAAUGUUUGGGGUCUACUAACUUCCAUGAAGACAAGUUUGGGCGUCACAAUAGCUUGGAUUGUUGUAAUGACUAUCAAACUCUGAGUUUUGUAGGCCUUUACCCCUCAUACAUUUCCAUGUUUGUUCUCCCGCGUUGGCUGCACAAGAUCCCUUCCUCGCCUUCAUGA